Saxophila tyrrhenica is the source of this 990-nucleotide messenger RNA. RefSeq lists its product as uncharacterized. Bases 1 to 990 code for a protein of 329 amino acids. The record is from RefSeq and is a predicted model, not a curated record. The transcript is spliced from 2 exons. NCBI's taxonomy places the organism in Eukaryota, Fungi, Ascomycota, Dothideomycetes, Mycosphaerellales, Extremaceae.
AUGGAUAACGCGCUGCAAGCAGAGCUCCAACGGCUCGGAGACCUCGAACUGGCAGUAUUGGUAAGCCUCAUUGCUCGGGAACACUGCAUCUUCUCGACGGACGGUUCGAGGCAUGACCUUCGAGAUGAAUUGAGCGUCAUCUGCAGUGUCGUAUUCGGGCUCCAGCUGGCCGUCAUCGGAUGCAGUCCAUCUACUACUGUCGAUGAGUUCAGCGAAGGCAUUCUGGUGGAGCCCUCUCUGGACAAUGAAAGUCCCGUUGAGCGAAGGCGCAGCUACCACUUGUCGUCAACGAGGACUGCCCAGUUUGGUAGCAACACGCUCGACACGCGCCGUAUCGCAGACGUCAUCAUCGCUGUGGACCUGGACACCGCCAGCGAGAAUGUACAAGUACAAGCGCUCGAGCUCAUCCGCACCAAGCGCGUCUUUACUCGCACGGCCAUGCAUACAGCUUCGAAGGACUUCAUGGUCCUCUCUAUAACUUCAGCUCCCGGCACAAGACUUUCGAAGCAUCUGAACGACUUGUUCUGCAUGUCUCACUUCCACCCCUCCAGCGAUGGACUUCAGUACUUCAACAAUGAUGCCACAGCAGAGGACAUGCCUUCCAUCACACCGGACUCGAUCGACGCUCUGCGCACUCUCACUUCCGAAGUCUAUCUGAGCCCUGAGCUUGCGGCCUACCUCCAUAAUGUUGUCGUCUUCAUGCGCAGCAGCCGCUACAUCUCAGGAGGCGUCACGGCUACAGCGACAAGACAGCUGCGCGCCAUCUCGAAAUUGUUGGCUCCGCUCCACGGGCUGGACUACGUACCUCCCUCGCUGGUCACGCUCGCAGCGCACAAAAUAUAUCCACACCGGCUCAGGCUUGCAACAGCGCAGACGGAGAGGAGCUUGCAGUGGGGCAGUGAUCCUGAGGCUGUUAAGCGGCUUCUUGAAGGUGUCACUGUGGAGGAUGCUAUCGAGGAUGUGUUGGCCAGCGUGGAGACGCCUUUGUGA